AGUGAGUGAGCUGGCAGGCUAUAUAACUGCAGACUGUCACUCGCUGUAAGGGAGGCAUAAUGGCGCAGAAAGGAGCUCAGCUGGACCAGGACGCAAUCUGCUGUUCGAUAUAUCUGGAUGUACUUAAGGAUCCUGCGACUAUUCCCUGUGGACACAGUUUCUGCUUGAAUUGUAUUCAAACCCACUGGGAUGAAGAGGAUGAGGAGGAAGUCUACAGCUGCCCUCAGUGUAGGCAGAGCUUCACACCGAGGCCUGUCCUGCUGAAAAGCAUCAUGUUAGCAGAUUUAGUGGAGAAACAGAAGAAGACUGGACUCCAAGCUGCUCCUGCUGAUCACUGCUAUGCUGGAGCUGAAGAUGUGGCCUGUGAUGUCUGCACUGGGAGGAAACUGAGAGCCUGUAAGUCCUGUCUGCAGUGUUUGAUCUCUUAUUGUGAGAAUCACCUCCAGCCUCAUUAUGAAUCGCCUGCCUUUGGAAAACACAAGCUAGUGGAGCCCUCCAAGAAGCUCCAGGAGAACAUCUGUUCUCAUCACGACGAGGUGAUGAAGCUGUUCUGCCGCACUGAUCAGCAGUGUAUCUGUUAUCUCUGCUCUGUGGACGAACACAAAGGCCACGACACAGUGUCAGCUGCAGCAGAGAGGACUGAGAGGCAGAGAGAGCUGGAGGGGAGUCGAGAAAACAUCCAGCAGAGAAUCCAGGACAGAGAGAAGGAGGUGAAGCUGCUUCAGCAGGAGGUGGAGGCCGUCAAUGGCUCUGCUGAUAAAGCAGUGGAGGACAGUGAGAAGAUCUUCACUGAGCUGAUCCGUCUCAUGGAGAAAAGAAGCUCUGAUGUGAAGCAGCAGGUCAGAUCCCAGCAGAAGAGAGAAGUGAGUCGAGUCAAAGAGCUUCAGGAGAAGCUGGAGCAGGAGAUGGCUGAGCUGAAGAGGAGAGACGCUGAGCUGAAGCUGCUCUCUCACACAGAGGAUCACAACCAGUUUCUGCACAGCUACCCCUCACUGCCAGCCCUCAGUGAAUCUACAGAAUCAUCCAGCAUCAACGUUCUUCCUCUGAGCUACUUUGAAGAUGUGAAAGCAGCUUUGUCAAAAUUCAGAGAUAAACUACGAAAUGUUCUGAGAGAUAAAUGGACAAACGUCUAUCUGACAGUGAGUGAUGUGGACAUAUUGCUGUCACAACCACAGCCCCAGACCAGAGCUGAAUUCUUGAAAUACUCACGUCAAAUCACACUGGAUCCAAACACAGCACACACACGUUUUUUGUUAUCUGAGAGGAACCGAAAAGUAACUUCAACGCCAGGAGAAAAUUAUCCUAGUCACACAGAAAGGUUCACCGCAUAUCAUCAGGUCCUGAGUGAAGAGAGUCUGCCUGGACGUUGUUACUGGGAGGUGGAGAAAGGUGUGGGAGGAGUUGCAGUGGCUGUAGCAUACAAAGACAAUGACACUGUAAAUGAACAAUUUGGAGAUAGUGAAAAGUCAUGGGCAUUAGGUUUUUACAAAAAGUGUUAUGGUUUCAAACAUAACACUAUCACAACAUCUGUCUCAGGUCCUCAGUCCUCCAAAGUUGGAGUUUACCUGGAUCAAAGUGCAGGUAUUCUGUCCUUCUACAGCGUCUCAGAGGAAACCAUGACCCUCCUGCACAGAAUCAAGACCACCUUCACUGAGCCUCUCUAUGCAGGACUUCGUCUUAGUCCUCCCAUUGGAAACACUGCUGAGAUGUUGUGAGCUUAAGAAGUUAUUGAGAGGAAAAGGGGUAAUCCUCAGAUACUAGACAACUUGGUAAAUGCAACAAGUGGUUGGCACUUAUGACGCAGUUAGUUAAAAGAUUUUGCAAAUCAUCAUUCCUGUAUUAUUUGUUCAGGAAAAUGCUACAAAUGUUUCCACAACUGAAGAAAAACCCAAAACAUUUAAAGCACUGGGCAUUGUUUACAUUUGUAGAUUUUAAAAUGACAAGGAAAAAUGCUGGAAAAGUACUCAGGCAUUCACUAUACUGUGAUAUAUACUAUUUUAUUUGCAAUAAGGUAAAAUUCAAGUACUAAUUUCUCAUAAUUUGUUCUGAAUUGAUGAAUUAAGAUGCUGUGCUCUUAUUGUUGUAUUCAUGUCUCUAUACAUAUUGUAUAAACUGAUUGUGAGUUUAAAUAUUACCUAUU
Trematomus bernacchii (emerald rockcod) is the source of this 2140-nucleotide messenger RNA. Its product is annotated as tripartite motif-containing protein 16-like. Lineage: Eukaryota; Metazoa; Chordata; Actinopteri; Perciformes; Nototheniidae. The record is from RefSeq and is a predicted model, not a curated record. The transcript has a single exon. Bases 60 to 1715 code for a protein of 551 amino acids. Gene Ontology annotation, molecular function: zinc ion binding; protein binding.